UUUCUCUUGGCUUCACUCGUCUUCCAAUCCUUCUUCCUCCUCCCUCCUCUCCUCUCCUCUCCUGCAGCAGCGCCCACCGCCAUCGGAGCCUCGCCCUCGCGCGGCCAUGCUUGGUCUGAGGGGAGCCAGGGCGGCGCAGCUCCCGUACGCUUCCGCCGCCGUCGCUCCCACCCCCACGCCCUCGUUUUCCGGCUUCGCGCGCCGCCUCCCGCUCCUCGCCUCCGCGGCCCUCUCGCCUCUGCCGCCCUCCUUCUCCUUCUCCUCCGCUUCCGCCGUCAGGAGGGAUAGGGACCCUCCCAUGCGUCCCGUCUCCGGCGCCCUCUCCAGGUCCAGGCCAACCACCAGGGUUUUCUGCUCUGCGGCUGCUACUGCUCCCAGGGAGGGCAAGGAGUUGCUUGUCCAGCAUCUGCUCGUCGGCGAACAGGAUGUCAGGCUUUUGGUCGAUCUUGAAAAGAACAUCAUUACAGGAGGUGCAGACUUGAGCGAUUUAGCUGUCGAGUACUCUUUAUGCCCAUCGAAAGAAAAUGGUGGAAUGCUGGGGUGGGUUCGAAGAGGACAGAUGGUUCCAGAAUUUGAGGAAGCAGCUUUCGGUGCUCCUUUGAACAAGGUUGUACGGUGUAAGACAAAAUUUGGAUGGCAUUUGUUGCAAGUGCUUGCUGAGAGAGAACAAUGCGUAGUGGAAGACAUUCCACCAGAGGAGCUUCAUGCAAAAAUGCAAGAUCCUAACUUUCUUGAAGAAGCUCAGUUGAUUGAUGUUCGGGAGCCUGAUGAAGUAGAUAAAGCUUCUCUUGAAGGGUUUAAAGUUCUACCUCUUCGACAGUUUGGAACUUGGGGACCAGUUAUGACAGAUGAAUUUGAUCCUCAGAAGGACACUUAUGUUCUGUGCCACCAUGGUAUGCGCUCAAUGCAGGUAGCUAAAUGGCUGCAAUCACAGGGGUUCAGAAAAGUUUACAAUGUUGCGGGUGGGAUUCACGCUUAUGCCGUUAAAGCCGAUUCUUCCAUCCCAACUUACUAGACAUCUCCAUGAUCACCAAUGCAACGUCAGAGCCUUUUCUACGUGUUCGUUUUUCAGGCCAAACCAAAAGCAUGCUUAGUAUAGAAUGAUAGGAUUUUCCACGAUGAUUUUGUACGGAAUAUCGGUACCAGAAAUUCAGAGUUAAGUUUUGUCGUUCUCAUGCUGCUGUCAUGUACUAGCAGUUCUCUUGAAAUUUUAUAUGGAGGAUAUAUCACUUUUAUUAGUUUGAAUACAAGGGAAAUACCUGGGAGGAACUUGUGGGACU
Molecule: messenger RNA, 1280 nt
Organism: Oryza sativa Japonica Group (Japanese rice)
Lineage: Eukaryota; Viridiplantae; Streptophyta; Magnoliopsida; Poales; Poaceae
Source: RefSeq, a predicted model, not a curated record